CGGACCGUGCGCAUAGACGCGCGCAGCUCCAGCAGAGCGCAGGAGAACCGCUGUGCUGUGGCAAAACCCCCGGGGUUAAACUCAACUGUGUUUGCGCUGCAACAAUGUAAGAAACUAAAACAUCUUUGUAAAAUACAAACUCCAGCUGGACCAGAGUGGAUGUUUCACUUCAGUGCAAACUUUUUUGUUGUUGUUGCUUUGGGACAAGGAGAAUCUUAAGAUAAACAUGGCAAAGUUGUCCAGUCGGCGCCUCUUCUUGGAGCGCAGGAUACGCACGGCCGCUCUGGCGCUCCUGCUUUACGCACAGGCCGCCUUUGGCUUCUCAGUCGCCGGACAACAGGAGAGCACCUGUGAGGCCAACGGCAGCGUCUACUACGUCGGGGAAUGGUAUUUCCUGGACUCGGACCACUGCACCCAGUGUGAGUGCACUACCGAGGGCUCCGCGUGUGCCCGCACUGAGUGCACCUCCCUCCCGGCAGCGUGCAUCCAUGUCAGCCACUACCCCACCGACUGCUGCCCCAGGUGCGAGAAGAUCGGCUGCGAGUACCGGGGAGUGGUGUACGAACUGGGGCAGAAUUUCGAGCCUUCAGGAUGUGAGCAUUGCAAGUGCGAAAGUGACGGAAUCGCCCGCUGUAUAGUUGCAGACUGUGCUCCUCCCCCAUGUGUCAACCCCGUCUAUGACCCGGGGAAAUGCUGCCCUGAGUGCAAGGAGGGUCCUAACUGCUACGCUGAUGCCUCACGUGGUAAGGUGAUUCCUGCAGGAGAGCCCGUCUGGGUCGACCCGUGUACCAAGUGUCGCUGUCAUGAUGGGCAGGAUGCCAGCUACUGGGAGGGAAACCGCCUCGCCACCUGCUCCCGCCUGAAAAACUGCACACCAGAACAACCUUCCAUCCAGCAAAACUGAUUCACUCUGUCAGCAAAGAUUGUUGAAAUGCUGUCUCCUGCCAUUCCACAAAAAUAAUCCGUCCAAUAUUUUCAUGACCCAGUGAAUGGACCACCAUCUUUUUCCUUAUCUGAUCGGUGUUAAGAUGACCACACCUGGAGGUCAGAGCUCCAGACUGACAGCACGUCACUGCAAAUCUGCAAAACCAGUGUCAACAAAGACAGGUCCAGAAUUUAUAUUUAAAGCUGUGGCCUCACUAUGUUGUUACUGUGUGCUUCCAUGGUGCAUUUCACUAAAUACAUAUAUAUUAAUUCAGAGAUUCUCAAUCCUGGUCCAGGGGACCCACGGCCCUCCAUGUUUUAGAUGAUUCCUUGUUCCAAAACACCUUAUUCAAAUAAAUGGGUUGUACUGCCCUUGUAGCGUGUGAACUUAGCUAGACAGCCAGCUCACAUUGAAGUCCUCCAAGAAAUACACAAGGCUUGACAUUUUUUUUGCCUUUACUGGGGUAACUGUCGUACACAUGACUUUUUGUUGAUUUAGUUUUGUCAAAAAAUUACAGAGAAAACACAAAUGAGCAUACAAAACUAAAAAACAAAAUAUUCUAUGUGCAGCUACAACCUGCAGGUGAAUCAAUAAAAUUAGCUUAGCUAGUUUCUGCAAUCUAGUUAGAGUAGUAACCCUAACCCUAAUCCUAGUAACAAACAAGUUGUCUUACUAUGUUUAACACAAAUACAGGCAGGUACUCACAGACAAAUAAUUUCUCAGGCUGAAGCGUAGCAGAAAACACCAAAAGCAACAUUAAGGACGCUGUCUCGCGAGAAAAACACCCAUUUUUAGCCUCAAUGCACGGUGAUUCAAAGAUAGUACAAACUCUAUUUGACUCUAUUUUCAAGAACCAACAAACACAAGGAUGUCUCACUUUGAUGCUAUUUCUACAAACUAACAGAAACUAACUUAAUUGAAUUAUUAUUUUGAACUUACAAUACAACACAUGGGUCGAUAUCAGGCUUCUGCAGUGUUUGCUGAUGAGCUGACCAUUCGAAUCAGGUGUGUUGGAGCAGGGAAACAUCUAAAACAUGCAGGGCUGUGGUUCCCUGGGACCAGGACUGAGGAACCCUUUAUUAGUAACUGCAGACUAAACCCCAAGACCAACAGACAAGUCCUGGUUAGUACCAGUAGGGGGUUACUAGUGGAGGAUCAACAGAGUCCAACAGAGUAGAACGGCGUAUUUGUCUGGUUUGAUAUGAAGUAAAGCCUAGGAAGUAAGAUGGAAGUAGCAUUUAACCACCACUGGUUUUGUAAAAUAUGUUCCCAUUUAGAGGAAAAUUAUCAAUAAAGCAAGUGGACACCUGAUUGACAGCUAGUAUCAUCCAAUAGGAGCCUCAAAAAAUAACAUAGUGCACAGUACAAAUUACAAAUCACAAGGCUUCAAAAUGCAAACGUGUUUUGCAGCUGGAAAAACUAUGUCCAUUUUCAUGUACAGUCUAUGAGCCAAACAGCAAAUUAUUCACGUCAUGGGCCCUUGACAGGUUAAAAAGAACAGAUAAGGUUUCGUAGUAGACAGGAAGAUGAAUGGUAGCCUAAAAAAAAAAAACAGUGAAAAGAUGACCUUAGAUGCAGGAAAACAGCAGCCCAUUAUUACUUCUGAGGAGGAAUAUAAUAAAACAAAUCUAAUAGAAACCAGCAACAACACUUCUGUUUCAGUUUGGACAGUAAAUCUGCUCCAGAUAUUUGCUUUUUAACAUCCUGUCUUGUAGACGGUUAUACGUCAACAAGGUUAGCUACAGGAGAUCAAUAGAGAUUUUAGAUGUUGUAUAUAAAAAAACCCUGAGGCUAUGUUUGUUUUGAAUUUCAAACAGACCUGCGGUGGUAAACGAUGGCCACAACAAAGCCAAUGAGAGUAUAUUGGACGUUAAGGAAAUGUAAUUGACCUGUCACAGGUUGAUGCAGCAGCAAAAUGUAUGCACAGCUGUGAUGCAAUUUAGAGAAGCAAAAUGUCACGGCCGGAGCGAUAAAUAAUUUGUAACUGCUCUAUAAAUUUCUAAAGUUCAAUUUCUAUGCUAACUGAAACUUAAUGAACGAGACUCUGGCCUGAGACAUUAUAGCAGACAUAUAGGGACUGUACAGUAGUUGUUGACACGGGCAACAGACAUUGUAAACAAGCGUAUUGAUUGUCAUUUUGUGCAGGUGCACUGUUGAGUUACUGCAUUAUUUUUUUUAUAUAUAUUUUAUAUAAGUCUAUAUAACAUUCUGCUUUAUAAGUGUAAAAUGAUCUUUUAUAACAUCCAAAAUCAAAGUGCUUAAUGACACACAGCAUGAAGUAUAUCCAAGUUUUAUAUGCAGCUGAUUUUCCUACAAUAAUAAAGUUGUUAUCAUCUUUAACUUUGAUGAUAAGGGAACUUUGAAUGGAAAAUAAUUGAGUUACAGUAUGUGUUAAUGCACAGUGUAAGCUGCCUCUGCAUGAAGAACACCUGCUGUUACAGCUCACAAGUUUAACAUCCUGAAAUCUCCAUGAAAAUAUGUUUUUAACGCAACAUUUGGCUUUAACUGCUUACAUCACCUUUUUUUUCCCCCCAGACGACUUUGUGGAGGAAAUCAUACGGAACAAACACCGUGAGAAUAUAAAUGAACGGUACAUGAAGGGCUUUUCCGCCACAGACAUCAUGUAAAUUCAUGUUAGACAAGACAAGUUAAAUGCUGAGAUUGCGAGUAUUAACACUACUUAGCUGUAAAUAAUCUUCCAUGCAAGCAUAGGAACAUAGUGUAGUGUAGCAUGAGAGUGGCUUCAGACCAUUUUUUAAAGCUCCACUGUGUAACUUCUGACCCCAGUUUUCAGUUUUGACCUAGAGUUUCCUUUUUUGUCCAAAUUCCAACUGUUUCUCUUUCAACAUUUGCUUCAGUAUCUCACUACCUCACUCAUGUUUCAGAGAACAAGGUUAAUUCCUUAACCUACAGUCCGCUGCCAUCUGGUCACAUUGCUAUAGCUAAAUUGAGUAACACAGCGAGAGUCGUGUGGAGCUGUGGAGCGCGUGAACUCAUUUGACAAUGGUUUGAGUGUAACAUACAUUUGUUUUCAUGUUAAAGUCACACACUACAGCUUUAAUAUUAUGUCAAACAUUGCUUUCAAGUGCAGUUUUCAGUUCACUGCCUGGAAAACAAAGGAAACUGUUAAGAGUUACUUUCUCCAAACUGUGUAAAAAAGUGUCACGCUGGUAAUAAAUACACUGGCUCUCAAAAACAAAUUAAACAUGUUGUGUGUAUUA
Messenger RNA from Solea senegalensis (Senegalese sole), 4146 nucleotides. RefSeq lists its product as uncharacterized. Bases 227 to 904 code for a protein of 225 amino acids. The record is from RefSeq and is a predicted model, not a curated record. The transcript has 3 exons. Gene Ontology annotation, biological process: negative regulation of BMP signaling pathway. Gene Ontology annotation, cellular component: AMPA glutamate receptor complex. Gene Ontology annotation, molecular function: protein binding. NCBI's taxonomy places the organism in Eukaryota, Metazoa, Chordata, Actinopteri, Pleuronectiformes, Soleidae.